Molecule: messenger RNA, 3173 nt
Organism: Cimex lectularius (bed bug)
Lineage: Eukaryota; Metazoa; Arthropoda; Insecta; Hemiptera; Cimicidae
Gene: E23
Product: ABC transporter G family member 14
Exons: 10
Coding region: 156-2309 (717 amino acids)
Cellular component (GO): plasma membrane
Molecular function (GO): ATP binding; ATP hydrolysis activity; ABC-type transporter activity
Source: RefSeq, a predicted model, not a curated record
UCGCUAACUCGUUGAGCACGGACAGUCGCGACUCGGCAUCCAACGGGAACGGUUCACCAUGGUUAUUGUGUUCUAGUGAGUGGUUGGGAGUAGUUCAGAUUCAAGAAUUUUACAGAAAAAAUAUCCAAAGUCUGGGAAGAGAGAAAAUAAACAGUAUGAUCAUAUCCAAGGAUCUGUUUCUCCUCGGGGACCAAGAUUACCUACGCCUGCCCAAAGACGAAAAGCGUAUGGUCAGGCCUUCUACCACUAAUAACAUAAGGGUAGAAAGCGGACACUCACCAUGCCCCAGGGCUCACCAUACGCCCCGAAGACCCCUCGAGCUCGUCUUCACCGGAUUGACCGUUUCCGUGGACAAACGGCCCAUCCUCAAAGAUGUCUCCGGCUUCGUCAAACCGGGCCAACUCCUCGCCGUCAUGGGACCCUCAGGUUGCGGAAAAACGACGCUCUUGAACUGUUUGGCAGGGAGGGUGAAACUGGACGCCGGAAACAUCAGACUGAAUCGAGAAAGGAUGAGCAAGAGAUGGAAAAGAAGGAUAUGCUACGUUUUGCAGCAAGAUGUCUUUUUCCCUGACCUUACCUUAAGACAAACACUUGAGUAUGCUGCAUUACUCAGGUUACCGGACACUUUAACUUACUCACAAAAAAUGCAAUAUGUGGACCAUAUUAUAGAUGUACUAGAUCUCAACAACUGCCAAGAUACAAUUAUCGGUGAUUACAUCAAAAGAGGCCUUUCCGGCGGAGAAAAGAAAAGGGCGAACAUUGCCUGCGAACUACUCACAAACCCAAGUCUCAUGCUCUUGGAUGAACCGACAUCAGGACUCGAUUCACAUUCUGCGUACUCUCUGAUGUGCUGCCUUAAAAGGUAUGCUGAAAAGGAAGGAAAGACUGUUGUUGUGACUGUUCACCAGCCAUCGUCGCAGAUAUUCCACAUGUUUGACAAGCUCUUGCUGCUCUGUAAUGGCCAGACUGCUUACUUCGGCGAUACACACAGGGUCGUUGAUUUCUUCAACGGGAUCGGCCUCACUGUAGUCCCUCACUACAAUCCUGCUGAUUUUAUUUUGGAGCAAGUGAAAGGAAGUGAAGAAAUGAAGGAGAAGAUAAUUUCAGCUAGCCGUGAAGCAAGACUCAGACCUGAUUAUCCUCAAGAGUUACUUCCUGAGUACUUUGGGCAAAACAACGUUUGUGAUAAAUACCUUAACAAUUAUAAUGAGUCUCAAAUCAAUUCCAAUGGCCAGGUGGGCAAAUGUCCGUGCACACAAGACAUGUGGACCAAAAAUGGCAACAGCCAACAUAACCAAGAUCCUGUUUGCAUGACUGUCGCUCUCGGUGAAACUAACGAAUCACACAGUCCAGUUUACACUACUAUAGCAAUGAAAGAGGAAGAUGGAAAGACGCUUUGGCUCGACAACCAGAGCCAUGCUUCCUCAUCAGUCAGUUGCAGCGAUGACGACAUGAGUUGGCAUUGGCCAACCACAUUCUGGACGCAAUUCAAGGUCCUUAGUCAGAGGAAUUUCCAAGAGGCUCGCCCUAGGAUGCUCUCAAAGCUCAACUGGGUGCAAACCGUCGCCCUAGGAUUAAUGGCAGGUCUCCUCUGGUUCCAAUUACAAAGAACAGAAGAAAGCCUCCAUGAUAUCCAAGGAUGGAUGUUUUUCUCAACUACCUAUUGGAUGCUUUUCGCACACUUUGGUGCUCUUUCUUCUUUUCCGCCAGAAAGAGAAGUGAUAAACAAAGAAAGACAGUCAGGCGCUUACAGAUUGUCUGCGUAUUAUCUCGCCAAGAUGGUCGGAGAACUUCCAUUAACCAUAACACUGCCAGCUGUGUACCACAUCAUUUCCUACCCUAUGCUUGGUCUGCACAGCCCAACUGUAUUCAUUACACUUUUAGGAUUUUUACUUCUUAACACUAUUGUAGCACAGAGCGUCGGUUUUUUCGUUGGGGCCUGCUGCAUGGACAUGCAGGUUUCGAUAACAAUAAGUGCCCUCUACACUCUGGCCACACAGUUGUUCGGAGGCUACCUUGCAACAAACAUUCCACCAUGGCUCAAGUGGAUGCAGUACCUCAGCAUGGUCCACUAUGCCUACCAGAACAUGCAAAUCGUCGAAUUUAGUGAUGGGGCCAAAAUUCUAUGUGCACCACAGUCAAAGUUUGAAGUCUGUAAAAAUUCUACACACAUACCAGUAGUGGAUAUUCUCUCUUCUCAGGGAGCGUCGCUACCUUUGUGGGCCAAUACAUUAGUGCUCAUUCUAUUCCUGAUAGUCUUUAGACUACUCGGCUACCUUGUUUUGAGAUACUUCAGACGGCCUAAGUGAAGGCUGUCCACUAUUCUCCGCACCAAAUAUUCGGCUGUGCAAUCAAUAUUUUCUUCCAAUUCCCUUUAACAUGUCAGUGCCUUUAAAAAUAAAAAUGAAAUAAAUUAAGGAAGUAUGAAAGAACUGGUAUCCUCUCCUAAAAAAUUUCGGAGACAGAGUAAUAUUUCAGUUUUCUUUUUUUGUGUUUAAUGUUUCUUUUUUUCUCCUUUUUUUACUUAGGGACUAUUAUUUAUUAGUGUAAAACGCUUGUGAUUUGUAUAUUUGGUGAUGAUACCUGAAAAUUAUAUGUAAUAUAUGUAUAGCUUGUAAAAGUCAUGUAACUUAUUGUAUCCAAAGUGGACUCUUUUUUUAAUAUAUAUAUAUUUAGAGAUUGGGACUCCAGGACAAUCGUACUAAACCUCAGGAAGGGUCACCAACUGUCAUAACCAAAUGUAAUAUAUUGUAAACACUUGUGUAUAAAUGAUGAAGAGCAAAAAAAAAACACUUUUGACUGUUUUUGUAUACGGCUUAUCCAAUUUCUAUAUAUUUUUGGGAUUUUUUUCUUGUUUCUUAUUCUUUGUUUUUUAUUUAGGCAUUUGAGAAUCAUCAUUUUUCCUAGUCUUUGACCACACUAUAAUUGUUAUUUGUUAACAUUGAUUUCAAGGCCUACAGAUCUCAGUUAAGGCCGGUUGAAAAUGUGUUUAAAUGUUACAUUGGAAUUUAUUGUAUUAAUUGAUUUAAAAAGUGAAAAAAAGGAGUCAAAUGUGUCAUUGUAAGCUUUCUGUAUUAUAAGACUUGUUAUUUAUAUUCAACUUUUUUUAGGAUUACGUGUUUUAGUUUUACUAUUGUAUUUUUAUUGCAUAUUUUCAAUUCUUUUAUGUCAUU